UAUGCUGUAUGUAUGUAAGUAUGUAUGCUUACAUUUUAAUUAAAUACAGUUUUAAAGUACAUGCACUGUUUGAUCCAUGAGCUUCAGGAGGACCUACAGAGGUCGAGGAUUACAGGACCAGCAGCAAAGCCAGGGGACACUGGAGAGGAAAGAAAAGGAGCUGUUACUGGAUUUAUACCUGAGAGCAGCGCUUUACAAAGGAGAGAGCUUUGACAGAGUAGUGAAGAUACUCCUCUCAUUGUUUUCUGUGAACAAUGACUUACAUAACAUCCUUCUUGAUUUUUACCAACACGUCAAGAGUAAAGGGUGUUCAAGUGUCAUUCCAAAACUGAGAGCACUUUUCCAGUCAGCUCCUGCAGUCUGGUCCAUAAACCUCUCAGAGAGACAGACCUCCAUCCUCCUGGAAGUGCUGAAACUCCAACCAGAGAAGAAACCUGUGGAGCUGACAGGCUGCUCAGAUGAAGAGAGUGAAGUGAGGAGUUUCCUACAGUGUCUGCCUUAUAUCUCACAGCUCAGAUUACAACCCUGGUUUAGAGACUCAAGUGAAGUCAAGUUCUUUGGGAAUCUAUUCUGUGCAGCAGCAGAGAGAGAACAGCAGACAGGAGAGAAGAUACUGGAGCUGUUAUCAUCAGUGUGCAAAUAUCAAACAUUCCCUCUUAAUGACAGAUACAUGGAUGAUGAUUAUUUCAGGAAAUAUCGUUGUGGUUUCCUGCUGGAUCUGUGCUCCCACCUGAAGGACUAUGAGACUAAAACAGGCUUGAGGGUCCUUCCAUCAUUACAGUCAGUUUUCCAGUCAGCUCCUGCAGUCUGGUCCAUAAACCUCUCAGAGAGAAAGACCUCCCUGCUCCUGGAAGUGCUGAAACUCCAACCAGAGAAGAAACCAGUGGAGCUGACAGGCUGCUCAGAUGAAGAGAGUAAAGUGAGGAGUUUCCUACAGUGUCUGCCUUAUAUCUCACAGCUCAGUUUCUCUCAGCUGUUUAGAGGUUCAGGUGGAGUCAAGUUCUUUGGGAAUCUAUUCUGUGCAGCAGCAGAGAGAGAACAACAGACAGGAGAGAAGAUACUGGAGCUGUUAUCAUCAGUGUGCAGAUAUCAAUCAUUCCCUUUUAAUGUAGAAUACAUGGAUGAUGAUGAUGUUGGUGGUGAUGAUUAUUAUAAGGAAUAUCGUUGUGGUUUCCUGCUGGAUCUGUACUCCCACCUCAAGGACUAUGAGACUAAAACAGGCUUGAGGGUCCUUCCAUCAUUACAGUCAGUUUUCCAGUCAGCUCCUGCAGUCUGGUCCAUAAACCUCUCAGAGAGAAAGACCUCCCUGCUCCUGGAAGUGCUGAAACUCCAACCAGAGAAGAAACCAGUGGAGCUGACAGGCUGCUCAGAUGAAGAGAGUGAAGUGAGGAGUUUCCUACAGUGUCUGCCUUAUAUCUCACAGCUCAGGUAAAUGUAUUGAACUUCAUAUGACUUCCGUGUACAUUUUUUGAAACUCACUGUUAGUUUGAAGGUGAAGGUAAAGUGUUCAGGUGAUCAGUCCACAUAAAUGUUACAUCACUGUGUUUAGUUUUAUAGAUGACAUGCUGUUUUAUUCCACGCAGCCCACUGUGUUUAUUCCUACAUUACCCAGAGUUCUGUGCAAUUUAAACACCCUUAGCAAUGCUCCCACAGAGUCCUGCUGAAUAAUUUUUAUUUUUUUAUCACAAUAUG
Messenger RNA from Micropterus dolomieu (smallmouth bass), 1692 nucleotides. RefSeq lists its product as uncharacterized. The record is from RefSeq and is a predicted model, not a curated record. The transcript has 3 exons. Lineage: Eukaryota; Metazoa; Chordata; Actinopteri; Centrarchiformes; Centrarchidae. Bases 77 to 1432 code for a protein of 451 amino acids.